Messenger RNA from Quercus robur (English oak), 2713 nucleotides. RefSeq names its product transcription factor BHLH42. Bases 395 to 2545 code for a protein of 716 amino acids. Gene Ontology annotation, molecular function: protein dimerization activity. Lineage: Eukaryota; Viridiplantae; Streptophyta; Magnoliopsida; Fagales; Fagaceae. The transcript has 8 exons. The record is from RefSeq and is a predicted model, not a curated record.
UUGUUUGGAUCAUCGACCUUUACAAAGUUGUAGCACUUCUUGGGCAACUCACAGAUCUUCCUCAAAGUCAUCUAACUUUUUUCCUCUCUCUUUCUCUCUUUCUUCCUCACCUGCAGGUCUGCCAUAUUACCUUCUCUUCUUUCCUAAACUUCUUCUCUCACUUUCUUUUCCUUCAUCUUUUUUUAUUUUAUUUUUUUGGGAUUAAAGGGGUUUUGAUUUUUUUAGCUCAAAUGGCUAAUUCUCCUUUCUGUCUAUUUACUAUCUUUGGAAUCCAAAAGUGAUUUUCUUUCUUUCAUUUUUUUUGUAUUUCUUUCCUUUUAUUUUCUUUUUUUGAGUUGAUAUUUGAUAGAAAAGGAGAUAGAGUAGGUUUGGUGCUUGAAACUCAGCUGCAAGCAUGGCUGCACCGCCAAGUAGCCGGCUUCAAAAUAUGUUGCAGGCGGCGGUGCAAUCGGUUCAAUGGACUUAUAGUCUCUUCUGGCAACUCUGUCCACAACAAGGGAUCUUAGUUUGGGCAGAUGGGUAUUACAAUGGAGCAAUUAAGACUAGGAAAACAGUGCAACCUAUGGAGGUUAGUGCUGAGGAAGCAUCCCUUCAGAGAAGCCAGCAGCUUAGAGAGCUCUAUGAUUCAUUGUCCGCCGGAGAGACUAACCAGCCGGCACGAAGGCCUUGUGCUGCUUUGUCGCCAGAGGACUUGACGGAGUCGGAGUGGUUCUAUUUGAUGUGUGUCUCUUUCUCUUUUCCUCCCGGGGCGGGGUUACCUGGAAAAGCAUAUUCAAGGCGGCAGCAUGUAUGGCUCACCGGUGCUAAUGAUGUCGAUAGCAAGACUUUUUCUAGAGCCAUUCUUGCCAAGAGUGCUCGUGUUCAGACUGUAGUAUGCAUUCCUCUACUUGACGGUGUUGUGGAACUUGGCACAACUGAUAAGGUGCAAGAGGAUCUUGCAUUUGUUCAACACAUCCAGAGUUUCUUCAGUGACCAUCACCACCACAACCCUCAGCCACCAAAACCAGCUCUUUCGGAGCACUCCACUUCCAAUCCUGCCUCAUCAUCGGGCCACACGCGCUUCCACUCACCACCAGUCCCGCCUGUUUACACCUCAGCAGACCCACCUAUCAAUGCCGAGGAGGAGGAAGAGGAAGAGGAAGAGGAAGAGGACGAAGAAGAGGAGGAUGAAGGUGGAGAAUCAGACUCAGAAGCCGAAACGGGCCGUAAUGGUCGUAGGGCCAUGGCAGUCCAAAACCCACAUGCCAUAGUGGCCGUGGCCACAACUGAUCAACCCAGCGAGCUUAUGCAGCUGGAGAUGUCAGAGGACAUCCGACUAGGCUCACCAGAUGACGCGUCAAACAAUUUGGACUCUGAUUUUCACAUGCUCGCUGUUGGAAACCCAAUUGCUGAUCACCACCACCACCACCAACGUCGAGCCGACUCGUACCGAGGCGAGUCAGCCCCAAGAUGGCCAAUGUUACAAGAACCAACAAGCAGUGGAAUUCAAAUUCAACCACCAUCUUCAGGAGGAACUCCUCCAUUAGACGACUUGACACAAGAGGAUACCCAUUACUCUCAAACAGUCUCCACCAUCCUCCAAACACAGCCCCGAUGGGCUACUGACUCAUCCACCUACAUCCCCUAUUCCAACCAAUCAGCUUUUGCCAAGUGGACAAUCCGUGUGGACCACCACCUUCAGGUCCCACUUGAGGGCACAUCACAAUGGCUCCUAAAGUACAUUUUAUUUAGUGUACCACUUCUUCACACUAAGUACCGUGAUGAAAAUUCACCAAAAUUAAGGGAUGGUGAUGUUGCCACUCGGUUCAAAAAGGGUACCCCACAAGAUGAGCUUAGUGCUAACCAUGUCUUAGCUGAGCGGCGCCGCCGUGAGAAGCUUAAUGAGAGGUUCAUUAUACUAAGGUCACUAGUGCCAUUCGUGACCAAAAUGGACAAGGCCUCAAUAUUAGGUGACACAAUUGAGUAUGUGAAACAAUUGCGUAAAAAGAUUCAGGAUCUUGAGGCACGUAAUAGACAAAUGGAGGCUGAUCAACGGUCAAGAUCAACUGGAGACUUGCAAAGGUCUAGUAGUUUAAAAGAUCUGCGGGCCACUACUAGUGGGGUAACUUCGGACCGGACUCGGGCCAGCCUAUCCGGCAUAGAUAAGAGAAAGUUGAGAAUUGUGGAAGGGAGUGGUGGUGUUGCAAAGUCCAAGAUGGUUGUCGAGUCACCACCACCGCCGCCGCCGCCACCUCCACCACCUCCACCACCGCCACCUUCAUCACCACCAGCGACGCCAACAGGAACCUCGGUAGAAGUGUCAAUUAUAGAGAGUCAAGGGUUGUUGGAGCUCCAAUGUCCUUACAGAGAAGGGUUGUUACUUGAUAUCAUGCAAAAGCUCCGAGAGCUCCGAAUUGAGACCACAACAGUGCAAUCUUCAUUGAACAGUGGGUUCUUUGUAGCUGAAUUGAGAGCCAAGGUGAAAGAGAAUGUUAAUGGGAAGAAAACAAGCAUUGUGGAAGUGAAGAGGGCAAUAAAUCAAAUCAUACCCCAUACUGACUCUUAGAUAAUUGAAGGAUAUGAGUUGGGGGGGAAUCCGUAAAUUACUGACUUAUUGAAGUAGCAAUGUACAAUCUUUUAGUACUUGUGAGAUUUAGUAUUCGUUUCCCAAGCGUAACCUAACAAAGUGUAUGUUAGCAUAAAGGUUCAAGAAAUGCAAUAUAAAAUUGGUCUA